GAAUCUAUGAUGAAUGUAUAAUCAAAGAAUAUAGGCACAUAGGUAACAUAGGUUAGUCACCUAGCACUAGCAAAGUAGCGAAUAGCGAAGAAUAUAAAUAGAAAGCAAAAAGCAACUUUUUUUGUUAAUUCAAAAAUACGAACCCGUAGUUCUAAUGAAAAAUAGCAAUGCUGAAAUCAAUAACCCUUGUAUCAAAGAACAAGAACUAACGUACAAAUGUUUUAAUGACCAUAAUUUUGAUAAAGCAGCAUGUCAACUUGAGAUUCAUAAUUACAAAGUUUGCAAAAGUUUUUGGCAUUCUGUUAAACAACAAAGGAUAAAGGAUGGAUUGAGACCCAUACUUCCACCAGUAGAAGACAGAGAAAGUAUAAAGCAAGAAUACUUUUCCAAGCAUCAUAAUUGAGCUUUAGGUACAUAUUAUAUUUUAUGAAUUGUAACAAAAUUGAUGGUGAAUACAUUUUAAGAUGAUUUUGUUUU
Messenger RNA from Phaedon cochleariae (mustard beetle), 477 nucleotides. The record is from the annotation of a GenBank genome assembly. Lineage: Eukaryota; Metazoa; Arthropoda; Insecta; Coleoptera; Chrysomelidae.